AUGCUCGGUGUGGAAGCUCUCAAUGGCGGCACAGCAAUGCAUGCCUUCGUUCAAAGGCAGCUGCACGAGAUGAGUCACCAUGUCGGCAUGUAUUCGCCUCUGACGGCAAAAAGUGUCCUGGAGAGAUUCUGGGCAUCGGGCGAGACGAGCUGGGACGCUUGCUUCGAUACACCACAUCUGUUCUGCACGCAGAUGGCCAUCAACGUUGCACGAGUCGUUUCCCCGGUGCUACCUGAAUCUUGA
Capronia coronata CBS 617.96 is the source of this 243-nucleotide messenger RNA. RefSeq lists its product as uncharacterized. The record is from RefSeq and is a predicted model, not a curated record. NCBI's taxonomy places the organism in Eukaryota, Fungi, Ascomycota, Eurotiomycetes, Chaetothyriales, Herpotrichiellaceae. The transcript has a single exon. The coding region runs from base 1 to 243 and encodes 80 amino acids.